Brassica rapa (field mustard) is the source of this 3528-nucleotide messenger RNA. Its product is annotated as glutathione hydrolase 1. Gene Ontology annotation, biological process: glutathione catabolic process. The record is from RefSeq and is a predicted model, not a curated record. Gene Ontology annotation, molecular function: glutathione gamma-glutamate hydrolase. Gene Ontology annotation, cellular component: plasma membrane. NCBI's taxonomy places the organism in Eukaryota, Viridiplantae, Streptophyta, Magnoliopsida, Brassicales, Brassicaceae.
AUGUCGCUGGUUCGGACAGCGUUGAUCGCUCUUUUUCUGGUCGCUUUUCUGCAAAACGCUGCGGCUCAGAAAAGACCGCAAAGUAUUGUUAAGCCUCGUGGUGCGGUUGCAACUGACGAUGGACGGUGUUCUGAGAUCGGUAUGAGUGCUCUUCAACAAGGAGGAAACGCUAUUGAUGCGUCGGUGGCCGCUGCUCUCUGUUUGGGUGUUGUGAGUCCAGCCUCUAGCGGUAUAGGAGGUGGAGCGUUUAUAGUGGUUAAGAUAGCUGGCGGGGAGGCUAUUGCUUAUGAUUCUAGAGAAACAGCUCCUCUACGUGCCACUGAGAAUAUGUAUGGGAGCAAUCCUGAUCUAAAGAAGAAAGGAAUCUUAUCAGCAGGCGUUCCAGGGGAACUAGCAGGAUUAUACACAGCUUGGAAACAACACGGAAAGCUCCCAUGGACGCAGUUAGUGACUCCUGCAGAGAAACUUGCAGAAGGAGGAUUCAGGAUUUCAAAGUAUCUCUACAUGCAGCUGAACGCGACAAGAGCAGAUGUCUUGGCAGACAAAGGUCUCUCUGAGCUAUAUGUUUCUAAUGGACAGUUCAAGAAACCAGGGACGAUUAUCCAUAACAGAAAAUUGGCUUUUACACUCAAGCAAAUAGCUGAGAAUGGUCAAAAAGCGUUUUACAAUGGCACGGUGGGUGUUAACCUAGCGAGCGAUAUUAGUAAAGCUGGAGGGAUAAUAACUUUGAAAGAUCUGCAAAGUUAUAGAGUUAAGGUUAGAAAACCGUUGUCCGCAAACAUUCUCGGAUACGAACUACUCGGUAUGCCUCCUCCCUCAUCAGGUGGCGCUGCAAUGAUGCUUGUUUUGAACAUUCUUUCUCAAUACGGGAUUCCAUCAGGUGUUUCGGGCUCUCUUGGUGUUCAUAGACUAAUCGAAGCUCUGAAACACGCUUUCGCGGUUAGGAUGAACCUUGCUGAUCCAGAUUUUGUAGAUGUUACUAAGGUUGUUUCAGAUAUGCUGUCUCCGGAAUUUGCAAAAGACUUGAAGACCAAGAUAAACGAUGACAAAACCUUUGAUCCAAAAUAUUAUGGCGGCAUGUGGAAUCAAAUCAACCAUCAUGGAACAUGCCAUUUCUCGAUCAUAGAUAGCGAGAGGAACGCUGUUUCGAUGACUAGUUCAGUAAACGGUUACUUUGGGGCAGUGAUGCUAUCUCCAAGCACUGGAAUCGUUCUAAACAACCAAAUGGAUGAUUUCACGAUCCCAGCAAAGUCCAGCGGUGACCUAAAUGUGCCUCCUCCAGCACCGGCUAGCUUCAUCAGACCCGGGAAACGACCAUUGUCCUCAAUGUCACCCACCAUUGUGCUCAAGGACGGCAAAGUGAAAGCUGUGGUGGGUGCUAGCGGUGGAGCGAACAUCAUCGCCGCGACAACAGAAGUUUUCUUGAAUCAUUUUUUCCUCAACAUGGAUCCUCUUUCUUCUGUUUUGGCUCCAAGAAUCUACCAUCAGCUGAUACCAAACAAAAUUUCGUUUGAGAAUUUGACGACAGUGUUCGGUGAUCAUUUCGAGAUACCUAAAGAGACAAGAGUUGUGUUGGAAAAGAAAGGUCAUGUUCUAACGCCAAUGACCGGAGCGACGAUUGUUCAGUUCAUAGUUCAAGAAUCCGAUGGAAAUGUCGGCGGAAUGAGUAAGCUUCUGGCAGUUAGUGAUCCAAGGAAAGGAGGGUUCCCCUCAGGAUAUUGAAUUAUUGAGAUUGUAUUUAGUUUUGCUGCCAUUUAACAUUUAUUGACGAAUAAAAUAAAUAAAAUUUUGUACUGUCUUUUUCUUUCUUUUUGCAAUAAUGUUGAUCCAGAUAUAUAUGUAUAUUUCUACAAUCUUAAUAUGGGGAAUAUAGGAAUUAGAGGUUCCAUUAAACAACCAACCUUAAUUCUCAUGUACGUUAACGUUAGUGUGGGUUUGUGACGUAGGAGCUACAUAUAAGUUAAGUUCAUUUCAUUCAUAGCUAGAUCAUAUCAAACUUUGUGGUCUACCAUGAAAAAAUAAUGACAAUACGAUUGGAUCUACCUUGAGAAUAAUUCUUUGUGACAUAACAUCUCGGGUGAUGUCUAUGAAAAAGGAUACAUGAAUUUUUGUUUGUAUACCCCCAAAGGAGUGCCAUGCACAGAGAGCAUCAUCUCUCCAGGUUUUGGUUGCCUCCGAGUCUUUGGUGCUGUCAUCCCAAAAUGAAGAAGUCUUUGCCCUCCAUUUACCUGCAAAGUUUACUAUUGUCAUUCUAAAACACUCCAAACUAAUGAGAUAUCAGUUUUUUAACAAGAGUAUAAAACAAGAAUACAAUCAUGAAUACAUAUACCAUAGAAAACGAGAGUUUGAAAGGCAGAACAGUACAAGAUCCAUUUUAAAGGGUAGCCACCAAGAGAUGAAUCACCAGUAUUGUGAUUCCACUUGAACUCAAUCUCCCCAUUAUCUUCGACUUCGAUAGAGACAUCAGGAAGGUUCUCUUUGAAGAAGUCCAACACAGGUGUCUCUAACUGUUCCUCAGAGAACGUUGAGCAGAGUAACCUCUGUGCAGUUAAGCUCUGUUCAAUCUCAAUAUCACGGAUUGCCUUAAUCGCAUCAAUACGUCUUUCAACUACACAAUAUCAUCAGAUCCAAAGUUCAUCUCAAAAAUCAUUAAUUCUACAAAUUUGAUUAACGAUUGGUAUCUUCUUCUUCAUGUUUCUUCUCUUCUCUCCGAAUCUCUUUGUCGCUCUCGUCCUUGUUUUCUUCUUCAGUGAGUCUGACAACUUCUUUUGCUUUUCGCUUCGGCAUUAUCGACACUUCUAAUUCGAGAUUGAGCUUCAAACCCCCAAAACUGGAAUUUGAAUAGACGACACAGACAUUAUUAAAUGAGCGGGGGAGAUUAGUAGGUUCAAAUGAAAUUAAACAAAUGCUUGGCAGACACUACCAAAUAACGGUUCUACCCUCGAUUAGAAUAAGGCUUAUGAGCCCAUUAAUAUUAGAGUCAUCGAAUAACAUUUCGUUAAAAGGCCAUUUUGUUCCCUAUAGGCCCGGACAUCCAUUUUUAUACUAAAAGAAGAUGUUGUGGUGUGAUUGAUUGUGACGAGAGAUAUUUCCUUUUUAAAGAAAACCUAUGAUUCCACUCUUUUUUUUUUCACACUCCACGAGGGACAAGCAUGAUGCAGACGAGCACUUGGUUUUAUGACCAAUUAACAAAUUCGCAUUUAAAAAGUUGGCACGGCCUUCUUUCUAAAAACCUCACGGGUUUGUUUACUUCAAAAUUAUAAGUAAUAUUUUUUUUAUUUUUUUUUUAGUGAAAAUGUGUAAAUUGUCAAAUGAUUAACUUGGAUUAAGAUCUUACCACAAACUGUUUCUUUUUUCUGCUAUUUAUUUGGUGAUUUUCAAAAAUAAGCCAUGUGGAGUGUUGGACCAGCUUUGUGUAUUUAUUACAUAGUUGAAAAAAAUAGAGUAUAUUCUCUAUAUAAUUAAAGACUUUACGUCAUUAAAAAAAACUUUAUCAACGUGAGAGGCAAAAAAAAAUAGAAACUUUUU